AAGUCAGUCGAAACACGAAAGUCGCCGGGUUAGCACGCACUUGGCCUCCUGUUCACCUGUCUGUUUGUGAUGAUGAACCAUUUUUGUUCGAUGGAAAAUGUGAUUCAGUCAGUUUUUGGUUAUUAAUUUUUUGUUUGGUUUUAAUAUUUGGAUUUUUGGUGAUUGAACGAUCUGGUGGUACAUUUUAUUGGAAUUUACUGCGGCUUUUUAAAGGUACUACACAAGUUUUUGCUGUAUUAAGAACAUCGGUCAUAAGAAUAGCAGAUGGCCCGCCGCACGCAUACACUGGUCUGCCUGGUGGUGCUCCUCGCUGUGACGUCAUCAGAGAAACUACAGUCAAGAUGGUCCCGACAGAUCAGCUCCUACACCGCAGACAUCAGCGACUGGGUGCCCCUGCCAGGCCCUGUGCAAAGAGAACCACCAAAGCCCAAAAUCAACACACCAAUCAAGAGACAAGCCAUAGCGGAGCCCAGAAUACUCACGGAACCCUUCCCAGGCUUUGCCAGACCGACUGGCUUCGGUCAAGACACGUUCCCAUCAAGAACUUACUUCAACUCCCCAGCUAACAAACAGUUGUAUUUACAAUCUGUUCCAUCAGCCCCACAAAACUUCCUAAAUGAUCAAGGCUUCGGACAAAGCAUCAGGUUUGGCCUGAGUCAGCCGAACUAUCCACUGAAUCAAGGUUUUGCUGCUCCACAAUACACUUUCGAGAGUCCAGGAGUGAAAGCGAGGCCUAUACAACCAUCGAAUCCUAUCAAAUUCGAUACCUACCCGAAACAAAGUAUUGCCCCUAUUUCUCAAACAAAACCUUUUGUCAAUCCAGUCGGAAAAAUAAGGCCUGAGGAACCAAAAUUCAUAGACGAUAGUAAUUCUAAAAAGAAAGCGCAAUCACUUCAGAAACUCAAAUUUGAAGAAAAAUAUCCAAAAGCAGAACCGAUUCCACCAAAACCUAAAGCCCAAAAAGAAGAAGUCCAAUUACUGUAUGUACCAUUAGAGUCACUAAACAGAGGUCAGUUUAACUUCCGAGGCCCAAUUGCAGCCCCUCAAAUCGUCGGUACAGAUCUAUAUUCUCAAGGACUUCCUAAAAUAGAACCGUUAAAACAGCCGUUUACCUCUGACUUCCAAAGACCUCUGCCAAAACCAGUCGAGAACUUUGGAUCUGGACAGGACUACUUCGGUUCCUUCAUGGACUCCCUAAAGGACUACGACCAAGUUCCAAAAUUCUCUACGGUAACUUCGCCAUUCGCUACAGCACCCCCAACGACACCAAGACCAAAAAAAUUGAAACCGCAUCAACCACCGCUAGCCAUCUUCCAAGAAGCGAAGAAUAAUGGCCAAGCCAAAGUAGGAGAUGUCUUAUUUACUUUGAAAAAUGCUAAUACUAUCGCUGUUCUAGAUACAGUAAAUCCUUUGAAUUCACCUAAAGUAUUUAUUGGACCGUCUUCUCUAACACCACCUGAGGGUUUUGUUAAGUUUGAAUUACCAUAUUUGUCAAACAUCGAGAACAGUGACAAAAAGCUGAGACAGUUACCUUUCUUUGUUGCACCACUAAGUUACAAUACGCCUAAUGGUUUUGCGAAGAUCCCAUUCCCGUCUCCACAUGUUGGCUCUGUAGUUAUAAACGGUUUAAUAAGAGAAAAUCCAAGUCAACCGUCAUAUCCAACCCCACCAGCAUUUAUGCCACCAUCAGCAAAUAUCGCAUACAAAGAGACAACACAAACCCAGAAACCUGUGACACCGAAACCUGUGACACCAAAACCAAGUUUCAACUAUUAUAGCACCUCAUCACCAAAAACAAAUGCUCCAUUAAAUCAACAAUCUACUUAUUAUUCCUUUGAACCUCAAACGGUUACAUCAUUGAGCCCGCAAACUGGACGAGCACCCCUGAGUCCAAGUCCACAAAAAGGAAACUACUUCAUAUCUAACGUUAAUGGUGAUGUCUAUAAUCCUUCGCAAUACGCUAACUUCAAUCCACAGGAAGACUAUAAAGACAAAGAACAGGUCAACCCAUACACUGUUCCCAAACCAGAAACAACGACAACUUUAAGGACUACGACCACAACUACCACCCCUAAACCUUCUACAUACUCAAGUCAACUGUUAGAAACUCAUAACCCAUAUUCUAUAAACCAAGCAUUCCACUUCAGUACUCCAUUGGAUUAUCAUAAUUACUUCGACGAAUUCAAAGAAACCUAUGCUCCACCGGGAGUGAACCUUGAAGUACCAAAGCCAACCUCAACAGUUCCUAAACCUACUCCUACACCUACGAAACAACAAGAAAUAGAAACAGAGAGACCAAGACAACAAACAUCGCCUAACUACGCACAAAAUUACUCACCGGAAAUCCAGUAUCACACUGAAGUCACAGGAGCGCAAUAUCCUGUGUAUAACACUAAUGAUUACCCAAGCAAAACUGAAACAAACUCGGUACCGAGCCAGUACCAACAGACAACUAAAUCAUUAAGUACAGAAAAUUAUAAUGAUAACAUUCAACCACAAGCAAACUAUGACAAUCUUACAGAAACGAUUAUUAAUAAAAUAACAGGACCUUCUUCCGAUAUAGACAACUCAAACCUUUACGAACAAUAUGACACGAACUACUCUUCUAAUGAACGCACUAGUUCUACAACAGCGACUAGUACUACCACCACAACCACGACCAGGAGAAGUCCGAUUAGAAGUCGAGGUAGACCUAGAUAUACAACAGCUAAGCCUGACUCCAACGAAUCGACAACCAAAACUACAUAUACUCGCAAGCCAUUGAGAGACCGUCGUCCACUACCUUCAAGAUCUAGAUACGAACCGAAUAAAAUAUCUACUGAUAAAACAACUAAAAAAUCCGUUGAUUCCAAUGAAAGUACCACUAAGACUUCUAGAACUAGGACGAGAGGACGAGUCCAGUACAAGCCUUCGGAUAAUGAUGAAUAUUACGAUAAAAGAAACAAAGGCAAUAGCAAGGAAGAGGAUCUAGCUUAUCAACGUGAUAUUCUACACCAGAAUUAUCCAGUAACUCUAAUGGAAAGGACAAGUACGGUUGAUAUAGAAGCAAUUACUGAACCUUCGCCAAGAAUAUCUUCCACAAAAACUUUGGAAACUGCAAUUUCUUAUGACACCUUUGAUACUGAAAACGCAUAUGCUCAUGAAUCUGCAGCAAUAAGCCAUUUAGGUAAUUCAAAUCUUAAAGACGAUAUACCUACUUACACAUCAAGGGUAGAAACACAAUAUGAAGACAUAGCUAUUCCAAAAUAUUCUACUAGAAAUGAAGAAUAUUAUUCAUCAAAAAAUAGUGCUGUACCAACACAAUCUUUAGCGACUCAUGAAGAAUCAAUGGAGAAACAGGAAGAUUUCCCAAGGCACACAACACCUGUUCAGAGAAUUGAAAAACCUAGUGUUUCUUCAUAUGCAACUGAAUCAUUUAGUAUCAAUACUGAACAGCCUAACUAUUCAAUAAACAAUGAACAAAAUUCUAAGAAAGAUGUUACUACUAGUCAAGACACAGAUGUCCCUAAAGUAGAAAGUCAUGAAAGUACCAUUGAUGAACAGCCCGAAGAAAAUGUUGUUCAAACUACACCAUCUUAUAAUCGUGUUCGGGUUCGGCCUGGCGUCAUCAGACAAUACCAUCAAGCUUCAUCUACAGACAGUUCAAGAACCAAAACUGAUAGAAGGCGACCAGUUCAAGCUAUAACUUACAGGCCAGCAUUUGACAAGCGCCGAACUACUAUGAGGAUCGAUGAAAUAGAGGCAGACUUAAAGACUAAACAAGUGCAUUCUCGACCUGAAGUUCAGGAUUACAGGCAUCCAGUAUACAAACCAGAACCUAGCAUUGAAGGUUCUACUGCAUCGACACUAAUAGAAACAACAAAACGUGGUCAAUUUAGACGCCGUAGACCUACAUAUACAACCACAUCAACAGAAGCUGUAAGCACUAAGAAAAUUUAUGAAGUUAAAAAUCGAUUCAGAGGACGCCGUCCUACCACUGAGAAGCCUAGUAACGAAAAAUUAGAUGUCCAGGGUGAAUCAACAUCAACGACCGUAAGAAAUACACCUUACAGCAGAUAUAACCACAGACCUAGACUAUCAGAAAGAUAUAAUAAAAAACCUGAGCCAGAGGGUCAAGAUUCAGAAGACCAAGAAUCAAACUAUUCUAUAAAUAGGCCAAAGUAUGUAGCUCCAGAAAGUGAUCAAUGGUCCCCGAAAAUUACUUCUGAAUCUUUCAAACCUUUUAAUCCCAACGAUAUUUUAGAUGAUAGUAAAUCAGCAACAACCGAGCGAAGAUCUGAUAAAAUAGAAGACAGAGGAGAAUUAGAUAUCAUCACAGCAAGAAAUGAUUACGAUGAUAUUCUUAUUUCAGUUACACCAGCAACAAACAAUAGGGGCGUGAAAAAGAUGCCCGAUAUCCCUCCUACUUUAGAAGCUUUAGUAGAACAAAGCAAAACCACAAACAGCGAUUCCACUGACAAUAUGUCUACUUUUGAAACCAUGUUAGAAGAAGUAAUGAAGAGUUUAGAGGAACAAGAUAAAGACGAAUACACGUCCAAUGUCAUGAAACACAAAGGAGGAGAAAUCGGUGAAAUACCUCCUGAGAAAAUAAUUACAUCUGGUGACGACUAUGCAGCGAAAUCCACGACACCAUUGCAACUAGAGGCGACUACAAUUGAACCUACCGCAGAAGUUGCAGAUGACUCUAAAAUAAUUGAGGAACAACAACAGCAGAAAGGUCACACAAACCGUCGCCGCGGCUUUUGGAAGAAAGUCAAAGUUCGCCCGGUGAACACGGAGUCAAUAGAAGUUGCUGAAUCUCAGUAUUACUCAAAUACUGUCAAUCGACUCGGAGAAUCUGUUAAAAACGUAAUACAUGACAAAUCUGAAAAACAGGACAAACCUAGGGUAACCACAUAUAAACCAAACUUCCAAUUUAUCCAAAAUAACUAUGAUUCUGAGGAUUUAACUUCACCAGAUACUGACGAAAUUCUUGACAUGGAUAUUACUAAAUUGCCAAAGAACCCGCAUUCAGAAACGACUCCAAAUGAAGAACAACAAAAGAAAACCACACCGAUAAUUGACGAAGUUACAACAGUAAAACUAGCGAGCUUAGGCGAGGAAGAUCUCGGAACUGGCUCACCUGAUCCUACUUCGAUUGACAACAUGUACUACAGCUCACCGACUGAACCAACAGCAAGUGAAGGAGUGUUCGGAAUGUUACAAAAAGCAGAUAGUUUCAGUUUAAUGGACUAUCUCUUUGGUACGACAUCGAGUGAAGGUAUCAGUCAAACAGAUAGUAAAAAUAAAACGGUCAGCAAUGAAUCGAAAAAGACAACAGUUAUUGACAAUAUUGACGUUACAACAGAACAGCCAAAACCCAAGAUUGUCACUACUGAAUCUUCAUAUAUUCCAGAAGAAAUUACUACCGUACCUUUAGAAGAGAACAACACUGAUGGUGCUAUUGAAUUUGAAGAUAUUAAAAAAAUAUUUGAAGAAAAACCUAAAGAAAUAGUAACAGAAACACCAGCUGCCAAAGUCACUUCAGAAUCAAGUUUUAUGAACCCAUCUAAUGUUGUCAGCACGUCUAUGUCUACAGAAGUAUCACACGAAACCGAAAUAUGCUUUAGAGGAAAGUGCAUCAAAACUAGCAAAGAUAUUUUAUAAAAUAAAAAUGGUGCUAUUUAAAGACUUGUGUUCAAAGUGAAAGACAUUAGAAUAAUGUGGAAAAUACGACUUUCAAAUAUUGUAAAACUUCAAUAUUUGAGUCAUUGUAAUGUGUAGGUUGUUUAUUUUAAUUAUUGGUGAAAUUUUGUAAAUAGCAAAAUAUUACGCUCUUUACUUGAUUCCACCUAUCAUUACUAACUUUAAUUAAUAAUUAAUCUCUUCAAUACCAGCUUUUAGUAAUGUGGCCACAACUAGAAGUUACACAAUGUAUUAUAAAAUAAUGUAGGCUUAAGAAUCACGUUAGUUUUUUGUACUUUUUGUAAUAUAGAUAUUUCGACUGAACAAAUAUUUUUUGAUAUCCUAGUUAGAUUUCUACUUAACUUCUUAUUUAUUUAUUUCUGUUUACUUAAUUAUUUUACAAUUUAUAUUUUUAUACAAAUAUGCACCUUAGGGCAUUUUCUUGAGUAGCUAACGAUUAUGAUCUUAUUAAACUUUAAAUUAAUACACUGUUAUACUCGUAUGUAUCGUUCAAUGAUAUACACUAUUCCCCACCCAAAGUAAAUGUAAUUUAUGUUGAAAAAAAUACACAAAUAACUGCCUUUUAUGGAAAUUACUUUAUGGUUGUACAUUAGUUUAGCAUCCGAGUGUAUUUUUUAUCAUACAGAAUAAAAAUAUUAAAAUUAAGCCCUUAUUUUCUUUACCCGACUUUAUAUACUCCUUAUUCACUAAUAAAGAGUAUUUAUUCUUUAUUAUACAAUACCGGGCACACGGUGAGGGACAAAAUAUAUAACUACUCUGUCCUGUUUUUCUCGUAUAUUUCUAAUACACAUUUCUCUUUCAUAUAUUAGCGAAAUGAAAGAUAUAACGAAGCCCUUGUCCUUCUUUAAUGUAAUGUUUUUAUAAUUCAGUGUUGUCCUUAAUGAUGGAACUCGGAGCUCCUAUAUAUUCACUACAAUGCCAUGGUCUUUUGCUUGUAUGUGUCAUGAAAUGUCAAUGUCAACAACAUACGUGAUGAAAUCACGUAUGUCUGUCAACGUCGCCGGGUGGCACCGUUUUGCCGUGAGAAAAAAAGAAACUAAAGAGGUUAUAUUUAGAGCUCCUCCGGUCAGCGUUUUUUUAUAAUCAAUAAAUAUUCUAAUAAAGCCUACAUUACUUAAAAUGGAUGUGGAAAUCAAGAUAAAGGAAGAUAUGAAAUCGCUUGGCUGCGAAUCUGACAUGAAGAUUUCGCUCGCUUACCAACUUUACAUCCAUCUGGUUGACGAAAAAUUAAUGUACGACACUGAAUAUUGUUAUAACAAGGAUGUGGACACAUUAUACGUCGUUGCGAGACCGAGGAAGAAUGAAAAACUCAACAUUUACGUACCUAUUCGUACUUACGAUGAUAUAAGUUUGGAUUUCAUCAAUACAAUGCAAGAAAAUUUGUGUACAGUUGAGUCAGGACCGUCAAUCAAUUUGGCUUUUAUUGAAGGUGAUUCCACCAUAGUAAUCUAUUCUUUUACUAAAGGACUUGUUGAAAGGCCAUCAGCAGAGAAGAUUAGUGAGAAUCGUAAAAAGGAAGAACGGAGAAGUUUUAUCAACAGUGAGUUGGUGAGGCAUAGGAGUGAGAUAUUGCAUGAUGCAUUGAAUGGAGGAGUAAUAGAUGAUGACGACUGCCUUGUCCUGGAUUGAAGGGGUUUCAGAAAAUUCGUGUGAUUUUUUAAUGCAUCAGCCAUAAAUUAAGAUGGUUAUAUUAUGUGUCUUAUGGAAACUAAAGAUGGCAACAUUAAAAGUAUAUAAAUAAAGUAUUGAUAACUGGCACAUAAAACCACAAUGUAAAAGUAAAAGAAAUAUGUAAGUUUGGAUCGUAAUACAAUAAGGCAUAGAAGAUAAAUAAGAUGUUAUGGGAAAUGGCUUAUAAAAAAAAAUCUUUAAAAAAUAUUUUUAAAAGUGCUUAGCAGUCCCAUGUGUGCCAAAGAAUAUGGCUUCAAAAUAUGACUAGAGCAGGUGAACUGAUUGAAUCCAACAUGAUAAUAAACCUAGAUAUAGAAAUGACAUAUUCUUUUAAUAAUAAACAGUAGAUUAAUUAUUAACAGUAAUAGCACAGGGCAGUAGUGUCCUCAAAUUUACAAAAUGAUUAAAAGACAGAAUGCAGACUUGAAUAUUUGAUAUCCACAAUGUAAUAUAAAUAAAUGUAUAAAUGGUACCAUACCUGUGAUGGGGAAGAAAUCAUAUUGACAAAGUCUUUUCUACUUGGUGGCGUUAGAGGCAAGCCUACAUAGCACUGGCUUGAUGUUGUCAAGGAUGUUAUGGAUACCUACCAUAAGUUUGAUAACUAAAACUGCCCAAGACUAUGAAAUGUGGAGAAGUACUUCAACUCUAUGGCUAAUGAGAGGUGGAGAUGUUAGAAAGCCAAACAAAGAAGACUGUGCAAAGUGUAGUACAGCGGAGAAGAAACAGUAUACAAGCACAUCCUGAGCUUUGUAGCUGAGAAACUCAGAAAGUGUUUACGAAUGGAGGAAUGAUAUUAAAAAGUGAAUAGUGAUGACUGUAUGUUCUUAAGUUUAAUUAGAACAAGCAGUGAAUUGUUUCACUUUGUACUACUCCCUCAUCUUAUCAGUUUGAUUAAUCACCACUGUUUGACAAAAAUGUACUAAUUUUCUUUCACUUGUGUAAUUAAAGACAUAUUUUCUUAUGAGAUAGUAAUGUUAAAUAGUCACUCACUUGGCUUGCUCUAAUAUACCUAAAAAUGUAUGUUCUUAUUAUUUGCCAAUGUUAAAAACUAAAGGGCUGGAAAUUUUGUAAAAUAUUUGGAAUAAACAUUUAAUUAAUAUA
Messenger RNA from Plodia interpunctella (Indianmeal moth), 8457 nucleotides. RefSeq lists its product as uncharacterized. The record is from RefSeq and is a predicted model, not a curated record. NCBI's taxonomy places the organism in Eukaryota, Metazoa, Arthropoda, Insecta, Lepidoptera, Pyralidae. The coding region runs from base 265 to 5646 and encodes 1793 amino acids. The transcript is spliced from 4 exons.